Oldenlandia corymbosa var. corymbosa is the source of this 300-nucleotide messenger RNA. The record is from the annotation of a GenBank genome assembly. NCBI's taxonomy places the organism in Eukaryota, Viridiplantae, Streptophyta, Magnoliopsida, Gentianales, Rubiaceae.
AUGCCAGUUAAGGAUAAAUAUAUUCCUCAAGGUUCUGGCUUCAGAAAUAGUGGCCAUACCAUAGAAUUGUCUGUGAAUUGUUUGAAGAAAGGCCAAUAUCGAAGAUGUGCCGCUGUAAAUGAAUUAGGUUUGUUUAAACCAAGUGCUUUCUCUGCCAUUCCACCAACCUACACAGCUCCACAUCCUAAUGUGUCUGGAAGAGAUUCAAAUAUGAAAGAAAGGUUUGAGAUAUCUGCCCUUCAUGGAAGGGAAACGGUGGUUAGUCAUUGCUUCAAUAAUAUUGAAAAAGAGAUGAGCUGA